Molecule: messenger RNA, 3149 nt
Organism: Chenopodium quinoa (quinoa)
Lineage: Eukaryota; Viridiplantae; Streptophyta; Magnoliopsida; Caryophyllales; Amaranthaceae
Product: TBC1 domain family member 8B-like
Exons: 18
Coding region: 429-2888 (819 amino acids)
Source: RefSeq, a predicted model, not a curated record
CAAACCUUUUGCAGCUUGGUUGCCCAAAAAAAAAAAAAAAAAAAAAUAUAAAAUUGUAAAGGCAAAGAGAGUACUUGUAAAUGGUAACAAUUUUCAAACCAACCCAUUCCAACCUUCCACAACAUCUCCCCCAAAUUUGGGUUGUAAGAAAUCAUCACAUGCUAAUCACAAACAACACCCUUCAUUCUUACUAAAAUUCAUCAUCAAAUCGCUGCUGCUUCCCACUGGCAUGUGCUCAGAUGCACACCCUUUCUCUCUCUCUCUCUCUACUCUGCUGCACCACUUCACCAGUAGUACAACACCAUAAUAAUAGUCUCCCUCUCUUCAACCCCCGUUGAAAAUUAAAUAAAUAUCAAAUUAUAAUCCUAAUUUUUAACCUCCUUCUUUCCUAGAUCUUCUCUUUUCUUAUUUUCUCUCUCCUCCCGAUCAUGAAAAUGAAACUCAACUCUACUACUAAUCCUCUCAUUUCUCUCGAACACAAGAGGGAUGCUUAUGGAUUUGCUGUUAGGCCUCAGCAUGUGCAAAGAUAUAGAGAGUAUGCUAACAUUUACAAGGAAGAGGAAGAAGAAAGAUCUGAUCGAUGGAAUAUUUUUCUGGAAAGGGUAUCCGAGUCUGUCCAAUUGCCUGUUGAUGGGGUAGCAGUUGAUGCAGCUGACAACAAAGAAGGUGACAGGACAUCUGAAGCUGAUACUAAUCAUCAAAUAUCAGAUGAAGAUUUUAAUGGAACUGAUACACCUAAUUCAGUUGACAAUGGAGAACAGGAGCCAGUGGUCCCAGCAGUAGAGGAAAAGAAAACUCACAAAGUUCAAAUAUGGUCGAACAUAAGACCGUCAUUAUGUACAAUAGAGGAUAUGAUGAGUGUUCGGGUAAAAAAGAUGAACCAUCUGUCUAAGAGAGGACAAGAUACUGAUCCUCAAAAGACUCUCAAAACUAAUGAAGAGGCUAAAUCUUCCAAAGGAGCACCGGAAGAUGAUUCGGAAGAAGAAUUCUAUGAUGUGGAGAGAUCAGAUCCUGUUCAAGAUGUCCCUUCUAUUGAUAGUGCUGCCUCACCUGCAACUACUAACCUUUUGGAAGGAACCAACUUAGACUCUAGUACUCCAUGGAAAGAAGAGCUUGAAGUCCUUGUUCGAGGGGGACUGCCAAUGGCCCUUAGAGGAGAGCUUUGGCAAGCCUUUGUUGGUGUGAAGGCACGCCGAGUAGAGAACUACUAUCAAAAUCUGUUGUCUGCAGAAAGUAAUCAUGGUUAUAAAACAAAUCAAGAAGAAAUAAAUGAUAAAGAGCCUGGUAUAGAAAGUAAAGGACGAUGUGAGAAAUGGAAGGGGCAGAUUGAAAAGGAUUUACCCCGUACUUUCCCAGGCCACCCUGCUUUGGAUGAGAAUGGUAGAAAUGCUUUAAGGCGAUUACUUAUAGCUUAUGCUCGGCAUAAUCCAUCAGUUGGCUAUUGCCAGGCUAUGAACUUUUUUGCUGGCAUACUGUUGCUUUUGAUGCCUGAAGAGAAUGCCUUUUGGACCCUUAUGGGUAUUAUGGAUGACUAUUUUGAUGGUUAUUAUUCAGAAGAGAUGAUUGAAUGUCAGGUAGACCAACUUGUUUUUGAGGACUUGGUGCGUGAAAGAUUCCCGAAAUUGGUUAAUCAUCUUGAUUACUUGGGCGUACAAGUGGCAUGGGUUACUGGACCAUGGUUUCUCUCUAUAUUCAUGAAUAUGCUUCCAUGGGAAAGUGUUCUUCGAGUUUGGGAUGUGCUUCUCUUUGAAGGGACACGUGUCAUGCUGUUCCGCACUGCCCUUGCACUAAUGGAGUUAUAUGGCCCUGCCUUGGUGACAACAAAAGAUGCGGGAGAUGCAGUUACUUUGCUGCAAUCUCUUGCUGGAUCAACUUUUGACAGCAGUCAACUAGUCUUGACAGCUUGCAUGGGAUUCCAAAAUGUGCAUGAAGCUAGACUGCAGGAAUUAAGAGAUAAAAAUCGACCAGCAGUAAUAGCUGCUAUUGAAGAAAGAUCCAAGUGCCUUCAGGCUCUGAAAAAUUCACAGGGUCUUGCUUCUAAGCUGUUCAGUUUUAAGCAUGAUCCUGGAUCUGUUGUGACAGACAAAUCAAAAGUUGCUGAUGAAAAAACGAAUGGCGAUACAACCCACAUGGAAUCUGGUUCAACUACGCCAGAUGAUUACUUUAUUGGUAUGACUGGAGGUGUGGACAUUGAUCCUGGUUUAGACCUUCAAGAGCAGGCGGGUUGGUUGAAGGUUGAGCUAUGCAAAUUGCUGGAGGAAAAAAGAUCUGCAGAGCUAAGAGCAGAGGAGCUGGAGACUGCAUUAAUGGAAAUGGUGAAGCAAGAUAACCGUCGACAACUAAGUGCAAGGGUUGAACAAUUGGAACAAGAGGUUUCAGAGCUACGUCGUGUCCUGGCUGAUAAGCAGGAGCAAGAAAGUGCCAUGAUUCAGGUCUUGAUGCGGGUUGAGCAAGAGCAGAAGUUAACAGAAGAUGCCCGUAGAUUUGCUGAACAAGAAGCGGCAGCUCAGAGGCAUGCUGCUGAAACUCUUCAGGAAAAGUAUGAUAAGGUUAUAGCUUCACUUGCUGAAAUGGAGAAGCGGGUAGUUAUGGCAGAGUCGAUGUUGGAAGCUACACUGCAAUACCAGUCCGGGCAAAUGAAAGUUCAACCUUCUCCAAGGUCACAAAACAAUUCUUCGCCUGCACAAAGUAAUAUGGAGCCUUCAAUCGAGGUGCCUCCUAGAAAAAUUAGCCUGCUGGCAAGACCUUUUGGACUUGGAUGGCGUGACAAGAACAAGGGAAAGCCAGCGAAUACAGAAGAGUCAAGUGAUAACAAGCCUGUUGACGAGGUGCAGAGCCCAGUCGUGGAGAAAGAAAGUGUUGAAAGUGAAGCUCCAGAGAAACCAUAAUAAUAUGAUUGUUGUUUAUACAGGCAAAUUGAUGAGGUACAUAGUCUGUAUUGUACUGGUCAAAAUCCAGUUCAGGCGGGAUACUAAUGUGCGGUCCAAUUAGUAUAGAUAAGUCUUGUUGGUAAUUUUUGAUUCAUAGUUGUGUACCCAGUGUAUAGUGUCAAUUUUGUAUUUGUUAACGAUAUACUAAUAAAAACAUUGUAGAAAUAUAGUUAGAAAGUUGCUAUAAAAAUGUGAUUGAUAUUACAAUUAUAACGACCA